UGAAUUUUGAACUAACAGAUUAAACGAUUGUAAAUUGCGGUUCACGGUGAACUCGAACCACUUUACCCUAGCCAUUGGCUUGUUCUCAGCCAAACAACACCUCUCCGUUCAAGAGACUUUGACAGCCAUGAUCAAUCGCGCUUAGCAAAUAGAUUUUCAUCUAUUACCUUAUUUCUGAUAAACCCUAAUUGUUCAUCUCUUCCCUAUUCAACACCAAUUCAUCCCUUCCGAUUGGGGCAUUUCCACAUUUCAAUUUCACUGAUUAACUGAAAAUCAAAUGGAUUCAGAUGAAGAAGAUUUUGUUUUCUUCGGAACAACAAUAGAGCGCGAGGAAGAUUCGAUCAGCCGCAAAAAGAAAGCCACUGCCGAGUCCUCUGGUCAACUCCGAACACUUCCUGCUUGGAAGCAAGAGGUUAGAGAUGAUGAAGGGAGGAGAAGAUUCCAUGGCGCAUUUACAGGAGGUUUUUCUGCUGGUUACUAUAAUUCAGUGGGCUCAAAGGAAGGGUGGGCACCCCAGACUUUUGUAUCGUCUAGGAAGAGCAGAGCUGAAUUCAAAGAGCAGAGCAUAUUGAAUUUUCUAGAUGAUGACGAGAAAGCUGAUUUGGAAGGUCAGCUUUUGGGAACAUCUUCCCAGUUUGACACUUUUGGUUCCACAGCUGCUGAAGUUGCUCGCAAACAAGCUGAGAAGGAACAAAAACAAAGGCCAUCCAUAAUUCCCGGUCCUGCUCCUGAUGAAUUAGUUAUUCCAGCCACAGAGUCCGUAGGGGUGAAACUGCUGAUGAAGAUGGGAUGGAGUCGAGGGCGUUCAAUUAAAGAUUCACAUGCUGAUGUCCUCUACGAUGCAAGAAGACAGGCUCGGAAAGCUUUCUUAGCAUUUUCUUCAGAUGAUACAAAAGUGAAGGUUACCGAGUCUGAGCCUACCAAGGAUGAUAUCGAAAACUUCCCCGAGCAGCCUGUGAAUAAUGAUGCUCAGUCUUCUAAGAGCACACCGGUUUACGUACUCAACCCAAAGCAAGACCUGUAUGGAUUAGGUUUUGAUCCUUAUAAACACGCUCCUGAGUUUAGAGAGAUGAAAAGGUCACGCCUAUCCAGCAAAGCGGGAUCGGGGCACAGCAACAACUUUUCCAAAAGAGACAGUCUUUUUGGUUUUAAGUCAGGAAAAGCUGCUCCUGGUUUUGGCAUUGGUGCACUUGAGGAACUCGAUGCCGAGGAUGAGGAUGUGUAUGCCACUGGUUAUGAAUUUGAAGAGGCUUAUGUUCAAGAAGAGGUUGAUGAACCUUCAAUGCUGGCCCUAGAAAAUACAAAAAAGAAAGAUCAGAAGGACCAGGGUAAUCUGCCUGGUUUUAGAGUGGCAUCCAAUUCUGACUAUAGAAUGGAAAGAUUUGAAGCUCCUCUGGUUCCAAAGGAUUUUGUGCCCCGCCAUUCAUUUUCUGGACCUCGUGAGAUUAACCGCCAGAACUAUGAGGUCCCUCCACCAGAUGUUCCUCCUCCCGAGGAUGGAAAUUUAAAAAUAUUAAUUGAGGGGGUUGCAAAUCUAGUAGCUAAAUGUGGUAAAUUAUAUGAGGAUCUAUCUAGAGAAAAAAACCAGUCAAACCCAUUGUUUAACUUCCUUUCUGGAGGGACUGGUCAUGAUUAUUAUGCAAGGAAACUGUGGGAGGCACAACAGAAAUGCAAUGGUCAAACUAGGGGGCAUUUGGAUGGAAAACUGCCUCCUGGUGUGCAAAGGCUGACAGCUGAGAGUAGAGGUCAGAUCCUAGGGGAAAGACCUCUAGAGAAAACCUCAGAAGAUCCAUCCUCAUCUGUUUCUUCUAUAGAUAUUCAGCUCCAAUACAAUCUUGUCGAUACAUUUACCAAGUCUGCAUCAUUUAGUGAGUUAUUAGAAUUUGAAAAGCCUUUCAAGGAUGAUCCUGCAAAGCAAGAAAGAUUUGAGCAGUUUAUCAAGGAGAAGUAUAAAGGUGGAUUACGCUCUGCAAGUUCGAGUUUAGCUGGGAAUAUGUCGGAAGCAGCCCGUGCUCAAGAGAGGCUAUCUUUUGAGGCUGCAGCUGAUGCAAUAGAAAAGCAAAAGCAGAGCAGGGGAAGCAAGAUUUCCAUUCCAUCUUCCAUGGAUUUCAUCACAGGUGGUGUAAUGGAGUUUACAUCUGGUGCAAUAGAGUCAACGAAAGAUAAGCCAUCUGUAGAUUUUAAGGAGAAUAAAAUGUACCCGAAGAGGGAAGAGUUUCAAUGGCGUCCUUCACCUCUUCUCUGCAAACGCUUCGAUCUUGUUGAUCCUUAUAUGGGGAAGCCUGCACCUGCUCCACGGAUUAGAAGUAAAAUGGAUUCGUUGAUUUUUACAUCAGAUUCAGUGAAUGGUACAAAGGUGGAAGAGCCUGUGACUGCAAAGAGAGACAUCUCGACCUUGCAACAAUCUGCUAAUCAAGACAAAAACAAAAGUAUAGUGGAAAAUGAAACUGAAGAGGAAGUGGAAGUGGAAAAUAUUGAAAGGCCGGUUGACCUGUACAAGGCUAUUUUCUCGGAUGAUUCAGAUGAUGAAGGGGGAGAUGAUACUAUUAUGAAAGUGGAGAAUCAAGAAAAGAAAGCUGAAGUAGCUAACACAGCAUUGAGCCGUUUGAUUGCUGGUGACUUUCUGGAAUCUUUGGGCAAGGAGCUAGGGAUUGAGGUUCCUCCUGAUACACCUUACCCUCCGCAAAAGUCAAACAAAGAUGCUUCCCAGAAAGAAAAUGUUAAUGAAUAUGCAAAACAUGACAUCAUAAGUGGUGAAAGCAACAGUGUGGUGUCACUGAAACAUGGUUUGCCACAGGAUCAGUACAUUGCUCAUGCAGGUGGACCCUCAAAAGGUGGCACCCGUUAUGGAAAUAUGCUCGAUAAUCGUAUCAUUAAAACCAAGGGAACUAGUAUCUCUGAUAGUAAAUCAAGUAAGUCUCAUGGGGAGAAGUGUGAAGGUGAUAGGAAGGUUAAAUCACCUUUAGUCAACAACCAAGAUUAUACUAGCAGCUCAGAGGAGGAAAGGAGCAGAAAGCACUCAAGUAAGUUGAAUAGGGAAAAAUAUGACGAGUACAGAAAAACUAAAACACCAUCAACAACCCGCCUAGAUUAUAGAAGCAGUUCUUUAUCCGAAGAGGACAGGAGUAGAAAACGAUCCAGGCAUCAUCGACACAGGAGGCGUGAUGCGGGAAGUGAUUCAUCCAGUGGUGAUGAAAGAGAUCAACGCAGUUCAAGGUCAAAAGGGAGAAGGAGGGAAAAGUCUUUUCGAGAAAAAAACACUGGAAGUAAGAAACACUCAAAACAUCACAAGCACAGAAAGCAUCAUUCUCCAAAUAGAUCCUCUCAUAAUAGCGUGGAUAGAGAAGAUCAACAUACCAGAAAAGAGAAAAGACGAAGGGAAUGAGCAAGGUACCUUAAUAACUUUUUUUAGCUUCGUUGCAGGAUCAUUGCUAUAUCAAAGAUGAUGUGUAUUUUAGGGUUGUGAUGCUAAAACGCAGCUUAUGCAUUUCAUUUGCUCUAAGCUACUCAAGCCUCUUAUUGUAUUCAUGAUUCACCGCUUUGAAGGAGCGCUGCUUAAUUCAAUUUCCCUACCCAAUCUUUCAUAAAUGCAAGGAAAUGGAAUGGUUACCUGAUAAUGGUCUAAACAUAAUCAGGGAGUUCUAUACCCCAAGAAGUAUAAAGGUUUGAUAUAGAACAAAGACCAAGGUCCUUAGGUUACAGUAGUAAUGUAUCUGAUGAAUUUAAACGAGAUACUUUUUUGGUCAUUAUGAAACAGGAUACCUCAUACCUCGAAGUAUAGUGAUAGAUUAGAUGACUUUUAAAUUAUUCGAGUCAACACAAUGCAGAAUCAAAGGGGUUCAACACCUUGCUAGAGGAUUGUGAAGUGGCACAACCCCAAUCAUUAAUGUCAUUUUUUAUUUUAGUUACAUGAACGUUACUGGUGAUUCUGUGUGCCUCUUUUCAUUUCGAACCUAAGGUUUCUCGCGAGGUUAGCAAAUUUUUGUGAAUUGAAAAAGAUUAGUACCCCCUUACCAAUGUAGAUUUUUCUGGUGAUGCUGUUAAGAGUAGUAGUUUAUACACACUACUUGUUGAUGUACUAGCGGCCACAGGACUUUAUUGUGUAACAUGGCUGUUUUCUAUUAUAA
Molecule: messenger RNA, 4127 nt
Organism: Lathyrus oleraceus (garden pea)
Lineage: Eukaryota; Viridiplantae; Streptophyta; Magnoliopsida; Fabales; Fabaceae
Product: G patch domain-containing protein TGH
Exons: 16
Coding region: 278-3385 (1035 amino acids)
Biological process (GO): mRNA processing
Cellular component (GO): nucleus
Molecular function (GO): RNA binding
Source: RefSeq, a predicted model, not a curated record